UGCCUCGCCAACCUCCUACAAUCUCCUCUACACACUAUUUUUUUACUUCUUUUCUCGUUCGUUGACCUUAUAAUUACUAUACCUACACCCUACUACUAUCAUCGUUAUUCAUUCUUACUACAACCGUCAAAAUGGUGUCCCUUCGCUAUCUCCCAGCCUAUGCCUACGCUCUCUUCACUGCCUCUAUUAGCACCGCAGCACCUGCACCCAUUGCCUCUCAAAGAGCGACGGCCAAUGCUGCCGUUGCAGUCGGUGCCGUCAUCGAACGGUGCACGACCCCCGGUACGAUAGCCCUCACCUUCGAUGACGGCCCGUACCAGUACACUUCCGAUCUCCUCGACGUGUUUAGCCAAAACGGAGCCCCAGCAACGUUCUUCCUUAAUGGACAGAAUGUCGGGAACAUCUAUGACUAUGCGGAUGUUAUUCAGCGGAUGCAUAGUGAGGGGCAUCAGAUUGCGUCUCAUACUUGGAGCCAUCCUUACCUCACCUCGCUCGACUACAACGGGGUCGUGUCGCAGAUGACCCAGCUCGAGGAUGCGUUGCAGGAGAUUGUCGGCGUUAAGCCUGCCUACAUGAGGCCGCCAUAUCUUGCCACUAAUGAUGUCGCGCUGGGUGCUUUGGGGGAUCUCGGGUACCAUGUUAUCAGCUGCAGCAUCGACACGAAGGAUUACGAGAACGAUGACCCCAGUUUGAUUGCCAACAGUGUGAACAAGUUCAAUGACGAGUUGAAUGGUGGGGGUAGUAUCGUUCUGUCGCAUGACGUGCAUGAGCAGACGGUGUAUACACUGGCGCAGGCUAUGUUGGAUGAGGUUAAGGCAAGGGGAUUGACGCCUGUUACGGUGGCGGAAUGCUUGGGUGAUUCGAACGGGUGGUACCAAUAGACAAGGGUUGGAUAUAUAUAUAUUGAACCGG
Molecule: messenger RNA, 912 nt
Organism: Aspergillus glaucus CBS 516.65
Lineage: Eukaryota; Fungi; Ascomycota; Eurotiomycetes; Eurotiales; Aspergillaceae
Product: chitin deacetylase
Exons: 3
Coding region: 132-881 (249 amino acids)
Biological process (GO): carbohydrate metabolic process
Molecular function (GO): hydrolase activity, acting on carbon-nitrogen (but not peptide) bonds
Source: RefSeq, a predicted model, not a curated record